Hypomesus transpacificus is the source of this 2371-nucleotide messenger RNA. It is a transcript of the gene spartb, whose product is annotated as spartin b. The coding region runs from base 111 to 1784 and encodes 557 amino acids. Gene Ontology annotation, biological process: negative regulation of BMP signaling pathway; cell division. Gene Ontology annotation, cellular component: plasma membrane. The record is from RefSeq and is a predicted model, not a curated record. NCBI's taxonomy places the organism in Eukaryota, Metazoa, Chordata, Actinopteri, Osmeriformes, Osmeridae. The transcript has 8 exons.
UGACAGCCAGCCCUAACACCAGGCAUUGAGACAGACGUCACAGCGUAACUCUAACAUAGCCAGAUCAGACGGCAACUAUUUGUUAAGAGCUGUGGAUCACAGAAGCCAGAAUGGAGAAAGCCAAACAAGAUGCCUACGACAAAGCCAGGCUUCAAGUGAUUAAAGAUGGCUACGAUAGGGCCUUUGAAUGCAUCAACAGAGGACUGACACAGGAUGAGGCUGGACGGAAAGCAGAAGCCCUGGAACUGUACAGGCAGGGGCGGCAACACCUUCUCAGGGCUAUAAGUGUGCCGUGCCUUGGGGAGGAGUGUGUUGGAAGCUCCUGGGAAUCAGCACGUCAGAUGCAACAGAAAAUGGAGGAGACCCUGAAUAACAUCACUACGCGCCUUGCUGUAAUAGAAACCAGCUCAGACUUUGCAGCUGCAACAGCCCCUCAUGCGAUUACUGAGGCAUGUGCUGCAGAGUCAACCUCUGGCAACCUUUACCCCAACCUGUCCACCAAAGAAAAACCAAAUAGGCCAGCACCACCAAAGUUGCUCACAAACAAUCAACCACCUGGGGGCGUUGGAGCUGUCAGCAGUGGGUUACAGCCUCUGUCUCCCACCUGCCAAGCUGCAGCACCGGGGGAGCGUCCCCCAGCAUACUCUGCCCAGGCGGCUGAUGGCCACCUCACCAUUUCCUACGGGACAGAUUCAGGAGAACUGUCACUGGUGGGGGAUGAGUUCUACAGUCAUACGUCCAACUCCCCAACUUCUCCGCAGAGCCUUGGAGAGGAGGGAGAGGAGCUGCUUUUUCUUCCCCAUGGAGUUCAAAUAUUCUUUGUCACACCUGAGGGUCAGGUCAGCGCUCCCUCAUACCCAGGCUUCCUACGAUUGGUCAGGUUCACCUCUGAACGGCCAGAGACGAUGCCCAACCGACCUCCAGCCUUCCUACAGGUGUGUGACUGGUUGUACCCACUGAUGGCCACAGACUCCCCAGUCCUGCUGUGUAACACAGGAGUGUUCAUGUUCCCUGACAUGAUGGCUCCUGCCCAUGGUUCCUACGUGGGAGUGGUGCUGUCCUCUGAGCUGCCUGUGUCUGACAGAGAGCUGUUCCAGGACCUCCUCUCCCAGAUGACUGACCUCAGGGUUCAGGACCCAGAUGAGGCAGCAGACAGCGUUAACUUGAGUCAGAAGGUGCCCAUUGUCCCACCUGAGGAAGCCCCUGCCACAGAGGAUGAGAAGCCCCUGCCAGAGUGGAGCGAGAAGGUGGCUCAUGGCAUCCUCACAGGGGCUUCCUGGCUGAGCUGGGGCCUGGUGAAGGGGGCAGAGUUCACAGGCAAAGCCAUUCACAAAGGGGCAUCCAAACUCCGGGAACAUAUCACUCCAGAGGACAGGCCUGCGCAUGUCAGCCCCAAUGUCACCAAAGGCCUUCAUGUUGCUAAGCAAGCCACUGGUGGUGCCGUCAAAGUCAGCCAGUUUCUGGUGGAUGGCGUAUGUACGGUGGCUGGCCAUGUUGGUCGAGAGCUGGCCCCACAUGUUAAGAGACAUGGAAACAAACUGAUCCCUGAAUCCCUGAAGAAGGACAAAGAGGGGCGCUCCAACAUUGAUGGAGCCAUGGUGGUGGCUGCCAGUGGAGUUCAAGGAUUUGCCACCAUGUGGACUGGCUUGGAAGUAGCAGCAAAGAACAUCACCACAAGUGUAGCUUCAGAGACGGUCACCACUGUGAAGCAUAAAUUUAGGGGUCUCCAAAACAUCUUAGACCUGCCUAAUGAGAAUGAGAAGAAGACAUGUAUUUUUUCUUAAAGCCAAACUAAAAUGUUAAUCUCUUCAGUGACGCAUAAUCACUAGCAUGGCCAAAGUUUAGCAUACACGUUGCUAUGUUAAUACAUGCAAUUUCUGGCUUUGCACCCAUAAUUCACGGUGUAGACUUACCUUUGCUUGUAAUAAAUGAAAAUUCCUCUUGACUUAAAGACUUUAUAAAUCCAUGUGCAUUAUAUGACAUGUGGGCGUUCUUUAAAUCAUUCCAUGACACAAUACUCAAUAUGUUGAUUGUCUUAAUCAGACAGCUUGUGAGUGGCCUUUGCAUGCUUUCCUCCUGUGUAUCCUUGCUGUUCACUCACCCAAAGCCACGCUGGUUCUCUCAGCCUUCCCUUUAGUCUCCUUUUCUCACAGAAUCUUGCUGAAUUUUAACUAGGUAUGGGGCAGCAGCCGGACAGGCCACUGACCACGCCGUCAACUCAGCUAUCAAUGUGGGCGUCACUGCAUUCAACAUCGACAACCUGGGGAUCAAAGCGAUGGUGAAAAAGACUGGCAAGCAGACAGCCAAAGCCAUCCUGGAAGACUACCAACUUCGGGACAGAUCAAAUAAUGAGAAGCAAGUGGAGAAACGA